Messenger RNA from Etheostoma cragini (Arkansas darter), 2923 nucleotides. RefSeq names its product tumor protein D52 (gene tpd52). The record is from RefSeq and is a predicted model, not a curated record. Gene Ontology annotation, biological process: B cell differentiation. NCBI's taxonomy places the organism in Eukaryota, Metazoa, Chordata, Actinopteri, Perciformes, Percidae. Gene Ontology annotation, cellular component: cytoplasm. The coding region runs from base 146 to 856 and encodes 236 amino acids. The transcript is spliced from 7 exons.
CACACACACAGAUAUUGUGUCCUGCUGUCGCAGACGCCACAAGUCCAGGACGCUGUAAACAAGGACGCACAGAGCUGACACGCGCCUGGAUCACAUGCAGACAAUCAGCGCUCGGCUGGCUUUGCUUAGGUAGUGGUAGACAAACAUGGAGCCCCUGGAGGAAUACCACUCUCCGUUUGACUUUGAACAAGGAGUCAACGCCAGCUACCUUUACCUCUCCCCGGCCUACAGUGACACGCCGCCCAGCUCGCCAGCUGUUAAAGCCAGAGGUUCCCAGCAGCAUCCGGACUCAAUCCCGGAGGUGGGAGAAGAUGCCGUGACGUCUGUGGGUCCCUCUUCUGCUACCCCCGCCAUGACAGAGGAGGAACAGCGGGAGCUACAAGAAGAAUUGGUCAAGGUUGAAGAUGAGAUCCUGACUCUGUCCCAGGUGUUGGCAGCCAGGGAGAAGCAGUUGGCAGACAUUAAGAGGAAGCUGGGCAUCACACCUCUCAAUGAGCUGAAACAGAACUUCACCAAAACCUGGCAAGAGGUCACCACCUCCACGGCCUAUAGGAGGACAUCUGAAACACUGUCUCAGGCAAGUCUGAAGGCCACAGCAGCGUUCACCAAUGUUGGCUCAGCCAUCACCAGGAAGCUUGAGGAUGUCAGCAUGCGAUCAUUACAACAUUCGGCUAGUAUGCCGGCCAUGAGGAAUGCACCAACUUUCAAGUCAUUUGAGGAGAAAGUAGAGACUUUGAAGACCAAGAUGAGUCCAUCAGCUUCCACCAGUAACCCCGGCGAGCAGGACAGCCCCAGCGCCACCACCGAGUCUUUGCUCAGUCAGCCUGAAGACUCGCCCACCCAGGAGAUAAACUGAGACUUGCCUGACCCCCCCCCCCGACCUCCCACCCACCCACCUUUCCUCACUUGACCUUCCAACCCCUAGACUGUCAACACUCACCCACUAAACUCUUGUGUGCCAGUCUCCUUUUAUUGGAAACUAGUGACUUACCACAGCCUUUCUUAUGAUCUAAUUGUCUGGUCUUUUUUGUCUGACACUUGUGUUGGUUGUUAUCUGGUGGGGAAACUGAAAGCACGGGAUGCAGGAAUGUGGUCUUGUGUCGAUCGUAUAUUUUAAUCUAUUCUGGCUCGCUGUAGGAGAAAUCCUCCCUGCUGUAUAACAUUCCUUUUCUCCUUUCCUUUACCUCAUGCACUCCUUAUUUCUCUGUCUUUGUCUAACCAGCAAAGCUCAGAUGCCAAACAUGCUCCUAGUUUAUUUUUUCUUUAUGAAAUUAAAAGUUUAAUUAUUUAGAUUCAGUGUACAAAAUUGCACAAAUACAGAAAUAUUACAAACCUAUUUUCACAAGUACUUAUUUUGUCUGCCUCCUUUUUGGGGCCAUUCAUGGUUUACUAUGGGUUUCCGUUUUCUUGGUUACAUUAUUUUAGUCAAUCAUAAUGUAGUCUAACACUAUGUUCAAAAUAUGAAAGUAUGCUUUUUUUGUUUGUUUCAUAUAGGUACUAUGUUUUGUAACCACAGUACUAGGCCACUUAUACUAGUGUCACGGCUGCAGCCACAACUCCAAAGCUUAUAUUUCAAAACAUACUUUAGAAUAAAAACCCUCCCUUUUCCCAUUGUUAAGAGUCCGUCAAAAUCGUAUCUCCACGCUUAAAUAGUAACAGGAAAACAGCCAAGAUCAGCAGAACAUAGGCAGGGAAAACACAGUCAAGGUUCAGCCUUGACCCGAGGUGAGAGUGAAAUAAAUGUCUCUUUUAGAGCCAGAGUCAAUAUUUAAACACUUGUUCAUUGUUACUGCCUGCGAGGUAACACCCAGUCUCUCCCCUUUCUGUAAUACAGAUAAAAGCAAAGCAAGAGACUGCUCCGGCUGUUAUUAUCUAACAACCAGUAGCUGGACUAUCAUGGGUUUUUGGGAAUCCCUUAACUUUUCAUUCCAGCACCAAAAUCAGGUUAACAGUUGUCCAAUAAUUGGGUUUAUGACUAAAUCCCUGCAAAACUAAUGAUAUUCAUGUUUGUGCUAAAUAGCAAAUGUUAGCAUGCUAACCUGCUAAAGCAAGAUGGUAAAUAUGGUAAACAUUAUUUCUGCUUACUAUCAGCAUGUUAGCAUGCUGAUGUGCCUAAGCACAGCCUUGUUUUGAAAGUUUCUAGGAAACAUUUUCAAAAUCUUUUGAUAAUUGCAAGGUUGUAUACAGUAGGCUAUUUUCUGAAAAUGCUGCUUUCACACAGACCAAAAAAAAAACAUUUUGAAUAUUAUAAGUAAGUAUAUAUAUAAAAUCCAUCAGCGUAGUAUCAACUGAUUUACAAUCUUUUGCUGCUUCACAAUAGCCUGGAAACCAGACAAAUCGGCAAGCUCAUGUUGUAGUUGCUCUGGCAACCCUGACCCUUACAUCAGCAGUUUGGUCUGCUUAUUUUCUGUUAAACUAUUAAACAGUGACUUUAAGAGUUGUCUGAUAUGCACUGGGUGACUGUAGGGCGAUAAAUACAACGUGGUAAACAGAGCCAGUCUGAACACAGCCAAGGCUUCCUCUGGUACACAAAGGGAGGACACGAGGAUUUAACACGUAUUUCUAAAACUUCUCCUGAGCUUGGGCAGGACUUGGACCAUUGGCCAAACACUUAAUCAUUAGUGAUGCAAUGUGCCACACAAACUGUGAAUCGGCGUCCCGAGAGGACACCACAUAAAGGCCAGGGCUAUUCUUUCUUGACAGAAAAGAGUUGACAGAAAAUAGAUUUUCCACUGUACAGUAUCUCAUGCAUCGCCUCACUUUCCAGCCAUGACCUGGUUCACUGAGAGAAUAUAUCAAAAACUUUUAUCUGGCAUAAGGGUUGUAUUUGUAUUUAGUCAUACAACACACAUUUGUUUGUUUUUCAAUUGGAACUGUGGAGUGAAGAUAUGCUCUAAUAAAAAAAUACCUCUGAAGCAACCUU